This is a messenger RNA of Condylostylus longicornis, 1921 nucleotides long. RefSeq names its product F-box-like/WD repeat-containing protein TBL1XR1 (gene ebi). The record is from RefSeq and is a predicted model, not a curated record. Gene Ontology annotation, cellular component: histone deacetylase complex. NCBI's taxonomy places the organism in Eukaryota, Metazoa, Arthropoda, Insecta, Diptera, Dolichopodidae. Gene Ontology annotation, molecular function: transcription corepressor activity; protein binding. Bases 174 to 1838 code for a protein of 554 amino acids. The transcript is spliced from 4 exons. Gene Ontology annotation, biological process: regulation of transcription by RNA polymerase II.
AACUAUUUUUUGACGCUGGCCUAUGUUGAAUCAAUUUGUUUAAUCCAAAAUAAAAAUUUGUGAGAUAAUUAUUUUAAUUGCUAGUUAAAUUUUUACGAAGUAACGCUAAUUAAUGAAAUAGAAGAGUAAGGUCAUCUUUAAAUAUAUAUUAUAUAUUCCAAAUUGCAGAAAAAAUGAGUUUUUCUAGUGAUGAAGUGAAUUUCUUAGUAUAUCGUUAUUUGCAAGAAUCAGGCUUCCAACAUUCAGCUUUCACAUUUGGUAUUGAAUCACAUAUAUCACAGAGUAAUAUCAAUGGGGCUUUAGUGCCCCCAGCAGCUUUGUUAACAAUCAUACAAAAAGGUCUUUUGUAUACAGAAGUUGAAUUGAGUGUAGGGGAGGAUGGCGAUACAAGGCCCGUUGAAAGUUUAAGUUUAAUUGAUGCUGUUAUGCCAGAAAUCAAAUCGCAAAAAAUAGUGAAGGGGGAAAGUUUAAAAAAUGAAAACUGUGCUGCCAUAAAGACUGAUGCAAUAAAGUCAGAACCAGCUACAGAAGCCAAUGGCAAUGAUGACAAUACAAUGAAUAAUACCCCAACAGCCACUACAUCAUCAACAACUUCAAAUACAAACACAAACCCAAAUAUAACAAAUAAUCAUAACUCAAAUACAACUGGCACAUCUACCGUUACUACAGCUAUUCCUCCUCAAAAUACACACCCAACUCCUUCUAAUACAACUACAACCAUCGUCAAAAAUGAAGCAAUGGAAGUUGACCAAAACAUUGAAAUACCGGCAUCAAAAGCAACAGUUUUGCGUGGACAUGAAAGUGAAGUAUUCAUAUGUGCUUGGAAUCCUAGCACCGAUCUUUUGGCUAGUGGAUCCGGGGACAGUACAGCGCGAAUAUGGGAUAUGUCCGAUAAUACAACUAGCCCCAAUCAGUUAGUUUUAAGGCAUUGUAUCCAAAAAGGUGGUGCCGAGGUACCAAGCAAUAAAGAUGUGACGUCAUUAGAUUGGAACUGUGAUGGUACAUUAUUAGCAACGGGUAGUUAUGAUGGUUACGCUCGCAUUUGGAUGACGAAUGGACAAUUGGCCUCUACUUUAGGUCAACAUAAAGGACCAAUUUUCGCCUUAAAAUGGAAUAAACGCGGAAAUUAUAUCCUUUCUGCUGGAGUAGACAAAACAACUAUAAUUUGGGACGCUUCUACUGGUCAAUGCACACAACAAUUUUCUUUUCAUAAUGCUCCCGCUUUAGAUGUAGAUUGGCAGACAAAUAUUUCUUUUGCUUCAUGUAGUACUGAUCAGAGAAUUCAUGUUUGUAAAUUAGGAGUUGAUAAGCCAAUCAAAUCUUUUCAAGGACACACAAAUGAAGUAAAUGCAAUUAAAUGGGAUCCCCAAGGGCAACUUUUGGCUUCUUGCUCAGAUGAUAUGACCUUGAAAAUUUGGUCUAUGAAACAAGACACUUGCGUUCACGACCUUCAGGCACAUUCAAAAGAAAUAUACACAAUUAAAUGGUCUCCAACUGGACCAGGAACUCAAAAUCCGAACACAAAUUUAAUAUUAGCAAGUGCAUCUUUUGAUUCUACUGUGAGACUUUGGGAUGUUGAACGAGGAGUUUGCAUUCACACACUUACAAAGCAUACAGAACCAGUAUAUUCAGUUGCUUUUAGUCCAGAUGGCAAACAUUUAGCAUCAGGUAGUUUUGAUAAAUGCGUACAUAUAUGGAGUACACAGACUGGACAGUUAGUUCACAGUUACAGAGGAACAGGUGGAAUAUUUGAAGUAUGUUGGAAUUCAAAAGGCACAAAAGUCGGAGCAAGUGCUUCGGAUGGCAGCGUGUUUGUACUUGAUUUAAGAAAAUUUUGAAUUAAAUGUAAGUAAUGGAAUAUACAUACAUAUACAAAAUAUUAUAAAAAAGUUUUUAAAUAAAAGGUUAUUUAAUAAUUAAA